Molecule: messenger RNA, 861 nt
Organism: Anthostomella pinea
Lineage: Eukaryota; Fungi; Ascomycota; Sordariomycetes; Xylariales; Xylariaceae
Source: the annotation of a GenBank genome assembly
AUGGCGUACAACCGACCCUACAACCCGGACGAGCUACCAAGAUUCGCAGAGCCAGACCAGCAGAAAAGUGGCGCCCCCAAGCCCUCUUCGCGAUACGACAGCAAGCCGCCCCCGCCGCUCCCCAGCAACAGCAACUACAGUAGCCAUCACAGCAGCAGCAGCUAUGGAAACAGCGCGCCGCCGCGACGCGACCCGGGCCGCCUGAGCCCGGCCGCCAACUACCCGCCCCAACCGCACCACUCCUCAACCAUGUCGCCGCCGCCGCAGGCCUCGGGGCACCGACCGACAGCACACAACCGGCCCCCGGCGUCGAGCCGCCCGCCGCCUUCGCCCGGUCCAAUAGAGGAGGGCGCGGAUCCGACGCUGUUGCCGCUGUUUAGGGCUGUGGAUAAGGAUGGCACCGGCCAGCUCUCGGAGCGCGAGCUCUCGACGGCGCUCGUCAACGGCGACUGGACGGCGUUCGACUCGCAGACGGUGCGCAUGAUGAUCCGGAUGUUCGACAGCGACCGCAGCGGCACCAUCGGGUUUAAGGAGUUCUGCGGGCUGUGGUCGUUCCUGGCCUCGUGGCGCACGCUCUUCGACCGCUUCGACACGGACCGCUCCGGCAACAUCAGCCUCGACGAGUUCAACAACGCCCUCGUCGCCUUCCGCUACCGCCUCAGCCCGCGCUUCGUCGAGCUGCUGUUCUCCACCUACGACAAGCGCAGCGAGGGCGUCAUGAGCUUUGACUUGUUCAUCCAGGCCUGCAUCAGCCUGAAGCGCAUGACCGACGUCUUCAAGAAGUAUGACGAGGACCGCGACGGCUACAUCACGCUGAGCUUUGAGGACUUCUUGGUCGAGAUUCUGAAGCAGCUCAAGUAG